This is a messenger RNA of Prunus armeniaca (apricot), 180 nucleotides long. Lineage: Eukaryota; Viridiplantae; Streptophyta; Magnoliopsida; Rosales; Rosaceae. The record is from the annotation of a GenBank genome assembly.
AUGAGGCACAAACUUCCACAAGGAGAAGAGCUGGUCAUUGAUGCACCUCAUUGCUACUGUGGGAGACUUGCUCGGAUGCAGACUUCUUGGACAAAGUCGAUCCCACUUUGGACGUUCUUUGUGUGUCCAAAGUCAAAGGUAGGUUUUGGACUUGCUAUUUUAUCGAAAUUUGGACAAUAA